AUGUAUAUAAUUGACAUCAAUGUUAUUCAACAUAUCUCCGUCUCUCCUGAGCGUAUCAAAGAGAUACAACUCCACACUGCUAAAGAUGAGACACUACAGGGUCUUCGUAAGACUAUUGUGGAAGGUUGGCCUGACCUCUUUAGUGAACUACCUCCCGUGGUAGGACGGUAUGCAUCCUUCAGAAGUGAACUUUCGUUUACGGAUGGUAUCAUUUUACGUGGAGACAGGAUCGUAGUUCCUCAGACUCUCCGUAAAAGAAUGCUAGAAAGACUCCAUAGCUCUCAUCUAGGUAUCACUGGCACCCGUCGACGAGCAGCUGAAUGUCUCUACUGGCCGAACAUGAGUAACGACAUAAAGGAAUUCAUUUCACAGUGUGAGACAUGCUGUAGCAUGGAAGUGGCAAAUACCAAGAUGCCACUCUCGCCCCAUGAUGUUCCAGACCGACCAUGGUCUAAGGUUGGUGUUGACCUUUUCACGCUCAACAACAUCAACUAUCUCAUUCUCGUUGACUACUUCUCUGGAUACUUUGAGGUUGAUGAACUGCGCCAAACACUUGCAAUCAAUGUCAUCCAGAGAAUGAAGUAUCAUUUUGCUCGAUACGGACUACCUGAGAUUGUCGUCUCGGACAACGGUCCCCAAUUCUCAUGUCUCGAGUUUCUGAACUUUGCAGAAGAGUAUGACUUCAGACAUCAGCCCAGUAGUCCGGGAAAUUCUCAAGCCAACGGAAAAGCUGAGGCUGCAGUAAAAACAGCAAAGACUAUCAUCAAAAAAGCUCUGGCGUCCGGAAGGGAUGUGUAUCUGGCACUUCUUGAUCUCAGGAACACACCGACCCAAGGACAGAACACAAGCCCUGUACAGCGUUGUCUUGGUCGCCGUACACGUACGCUUUUACCAAUGACAACCACCCUACUCCGACCAGAAGGCAUACAGACUGAUGAUAUUCACCGUAAGAUCUUGCAGAGACAGGAAACACAGAAAAGCUAUUUCGACAGAAAAUCAAAGGCCCUCAAGCCUCUCGAGGAAGGUGAUGUUGUUCGUCUUCAACCAUUCGUCAACCGUAAAGCCCCUUGGGCUAAAGGUCAAGUCAUCCGUCGUCUAGAUGAUCGCUCCUAUGAAGUCAGUUCUGGAGACCGCAUAUACCGACGCAAUCGAGUACACCUUAAGGGGAUGAAGGACCUUUAG
Messenger RNA from Saccostrea cuccullata (small rock oyster), 1182 nucleotides. RefSeq lists its product as uncharacterized. The transcript has a single exon. Gene Ontology annotation, molecular function: nucleic acid binding. The record is from RefSeq and is a predicted model, not a curated record. Gene Ontology annotation, biological process: DNA integration. Bases 1 to 1182 code for a protein of 393 amino acids. Lineage: Eukaryota; Metazoa; Mollusca; Bivalvia; Ostreida; Ostreidae.